CUGUGGCUCCUGGAUCCUCCUGCCUUCCCACAGGCUGAUGUGUCCUCAGCCAGGGGCAAGCGUGGGGGUUGCAGCUGAGGCCGGAAGUCUUUGAUGCCUGCAGGGAGCUGAGCCCAGAUGUUUCCACUCAGCCACUUAGGGGAGUUCCUCAGCCAGCUGGUCCCAAGAUUGGGCUGUGGGAGUCCAUAGGAAGUGUAAACCCAGCCUUUGCCCCUGUAGGAGUCCCAGCCUGCAAUCCCUGCAGGCUCAGGUGGGAAACCCCUCACUGUGGACCUUGUGCCAAGUCACCCCCUGGUGGUCCCUGGUGGACCAGAAGGGGCCAAGGGUUGUCUCCAAGGAUGCCUCUUGUGUGUGUUUACUCUGCAUUCUGGGAGGAGGAUAGCCUGGGGCAUAGUGUUCUCAUUUGGUUUCUAACUGCUGCCUGGACAAGCAGGGCAGGAAUCCUUUGCCUCCGCUGACUCAGGCUCCAAGAAUAGCCCUGAGCUCAGUGGGGCCCGAGCCCCCUCCCUCUACUACAUCUGUCCCAGGCAAGUCCAGAGCUGCUGGCCUGACAAUCCCCUCCCCAUUUUCCUGAGGCAGCCAGGACCUGGUACAGCUCUUAGGUACCUAGUCCCUCUAUUAUCUCUUUCGGCUCUGGUCCCCAUGGUGGGUGCGCAGGUAGGCUGCUCCUCCUGCACCCCGCAGUGCUUCCACAGUCAGGUUCUCUGGGAUCCCAGGGGGAAGUUGAAAGCGAGGGGCCCAAUUUUCCUUUGAGGAAGUCGCUGCCUGGCAGUCACAAGCAGGGUGCUGGGACAAGGUCUUUUAGAAGAGGGCUGUUCAGAAGUCCCCCCAGCAUCCUAGCUUGGAAGUAGCCCAAGGAACCCUUGUAUCACUAUCACCCUGCCCCACUGCCUUUCCCUCACCAUUGGUUGCCAUACGUUGCCAAUUCGGAGACAUUUGUUAAGCACCUUCUACGGCCCGGGACUGGGGCAUUGCGCAGAUCAUUCUACUUUGUGAACGGCUGGAGAGAAGAUGCUGGGCAGCGCAGAACCCUGACAGGCCCAACCCUGGGUGCUCAUGGAGGUGCAACACCCAGGCAGGGGAACAAGUGCCAAGUCUGUUGCCAAGUUUGAGCUCCUGGAGGAUGGGGCUUCAUUUCUAAGCCCAGCCUGGCCCUUAGAGGCUACAGGUGUGCUGGACACGAGAGCUUGAGUUGCUAGGAGUGGUCUGGUUCUAAGGGACCUUGCAUACCAAGCCAGGGACUCUGGUCUUUACCCUGGAGCCAUGCUGGGGAGGUGUGUUGGAGGUUACUGUGAAGAGAAGUGACUUGAUCAGAGUUGAGAUUCAGCAUGAGGACUCUCAGGCCAUAUUUCUGUAUCAGUCUUGGUGAGCUGUGCUGUGGCAGAACAGAGGUCAUGGCCACACGAACUGGAGCCAGCUGUAGGGGACACAGAACUACAUUCCCAGCAGGGCUGGGAGACGCAGAGGCACGAGUGGGUUGGAGGAGGGUAAUCUUCCAUAGUCCAGUGAGGAGUUUGGUGGUGUCCAGGGUACAGUGGGAUGUGUGGGGCUGGGACCUGAUAAAGAGGCCCUGGUUGGAAACAGAUGGGGUGAGGUAGUGACUGAGGCCAGGGAAGGAAAUGUUCAGGGAAGCUUGGGAGGGAGAAGGAUGUGCUCUGGGGGCUCCACCGCCCUGAUGGGGUUGCAGGUAGGCACUGGCCUCGGGCUGUGCCCUAGGCUGUGUGCCUCCCAGGAGGCCAGAGAUGGGGCUUCAGAGGGCCACACUCCUGCUCGUGAGUCUCAUAGAAGCUCCAGACGUGGAGUCAUUCCAACCUUACUCCUACCUUCUCAACAGCCUCUCCCAGCACCCUUUGAGAGACCCUCUCACAGCAGCUUGUCCUUUCUUUUGGAGGCACCUCAAUUCUGAUGAGGUUUGCCUGAGCACCCACCCUCCCAGCUGGGCCUCCUGUCUCCCCUAAGACUGGCCCACGUGUGCACAUAUGUCUGUACCGUACUGUCCAUGCCACUGGCCUGCUCUUGCCCGCCCUGGCUGCACGGGAGGAGGUGACAGUCUUAGGGGGAAGGGGCUGCCUGUGUGAUAACAUACCUGGUUCUCUGCAGCCCCCCACUUGGAGCACACCUUGCAGGGAUGGGGGGUCCUGGGACAUGGCUGAGGAGACCCUGACCUUGGAAUAAGGUUAUAGGCCCCAUGGGGUCACAGCACUAUGCCCUAGGAUAGUUUGGGGGGUCAGUAAUAAGGGAUAGAGCCCCAGCCUUCCUUGGGCAAUAGGAAAGCAGGCAGCAUGGAUGGUCUUCACUGCCUCCAGCUCUGGCCACACCAAGAGUCCUCGGGCUGUGCAGGAGUCCAGCCAGUGCUGUCCCCAUAUCUCCCUGUGGAUCCCAGGGGAGGCUGUGGGGCCGGGCAUAUUAGAAGGGUCCCAGCAGCCUUGGUGAGUAUAGAUGUGCUUUCUGGGGUGCCCAGAGUUAUUCAGGAUUAGCAGGAAAAAAAGGGGGAGCAGGACCCAGAUGGGGGCCUGCCCUUCUUAGCGGUGCUUCUCUGCCUUAGUGUCACCCAUCUAAUGGAGAGAUACGCAUAUACAGAGCCCCACCUCCUUCGGACAGUGGCCCUGGCCUGGUGUGUGUUGGAGGACUGUCCACAGCCUCAGAAGCGAAGCUGGGGGAGGGUGUGAAGUCAGCCUGGGUAAGGGGACAGGAGUAAGGUAGGGGGCAGUUAUGAAGCUGGAAGCUACAGGUACCACGAGGGCAGUGAGGAAAGGAGGAAGGGGCCCAAGGGGACCUUGGCCUGGUGGGGGAGAUGGGUGGCAGGGACCUACAAGAAAAGUAGAUGGAAGGAGAGGAUGCCUGUGGGUGAGGACAUGUAGGUAGGGGGACCUGGCCUGGGGCAUGGAGGGCUGGAUUCCUGAGAGAUGAGCUGUCACUGUGGGUGGUCCCGCCCUCCACAGAUGGGCGGCCCCAUCCCUGCAGGCACAGCUGGAUUGCAUCUGCCUGUGACAUGGUAGGGGAUGUGGGACACUGGGAUGUAUGCAUAAGCAUGACACAGGUUCUCUCCUCCUUCCGGCUUAUCCCCUACAAAGAGGGGGUGAGUUACUUGGAUCCAGGCCAAGGGGACCUUGGUUUCCCUAAGACCGGCCCAGAGUCACUCAUUUGCCAGGGCUUCUUGCCUGUCAAGGAGAUCCGGAUGGAGCCCAGGAGGCCCACCAGACAGAUGGCUGAAUCACAGGAGUGGCCGGCGGGACCCAUGGCCUGAGGGCUUGUCUGGGCACCCCCACCGGAUUGGGGAGACUGCAGCGGCGGCGGCGGGAGCGGGCGGACGCGCAGGAUGACGCUGCGGCUUCUGGUGGCCGCGCUCUGCGCCGGGAUCCUGGCAGAGGCGCCCCGAGUGCGAGCCCAGCACAGGGAGAGAGUGACCUGCACGCGCCUUUACGCCGCUGACAUUGUGUUCUUACUGGAUGGCUCCUCAUCCAUUGGCCGCAGCAAUUUCCGCGAGGUCCGCAGCUUUCUCGAAGGGCUGGUGCUGCCUUUCUCUGGAGCAGCCAGUGCACAGGGUGUGCGCUUUGCCACAGUGCAGUACAGCGAUGACCCACGGACAGAGUUCGGCCUGGAUGCAUUUGGCUCUGGGGGUGAUGUGAUCCGCGCCAUCCGUGAGCUCAGCUACAAGGGGGGCAACACUCGCACAGGGGCUGCAAUUCUCCAUGUGGCUGACCAUGUCUUCCUGCCCCAGCUGGCCCGACCUGGUGUCCCCAAGGUCUGCAUCCUGAUCACAGACGGGAAGUCCCAGGACCUGGUGGACACAGCUGCCCAAAGGCUGAAGGGGCAGGGGGUCAAGCUAUUUGCUGUGGGGAUCAAGAAUGCUGACCCUGAGGAGCUGAAGCGAGUUGCCUCACAGCCCACCAGUGACUUCUUCUUCUUCGUCAAUGACUUCAGCAUCUUGAGGACACUACUGCCCCUUGUUUCCCGGAGAGUGUGCACGACUGCUGGUGGCGUGCCUGUGACCCGACCUCCGGAUGACUCGACCUCUGCUCCACGAGACCUGGUGCUGUCUGAGCCAAGCAGCCAAUCCUUGAGAGUACAGUGGACAGCGGCCAGUGGCCCUGUGACUGGCUACAAGGUCCAGUACACUCCUCUGACGGGGCUGGGACAGCCACUGCCGAGUGAGCGGCAGGAGGUGAACGUCCCAGCUGGUGAGACCAGUGUGCGGCUGCAGGGUCUCCGGCCACUGACCGAGUACCAAGUGACUGUGAUUGCCCUCUACGCCAACAGCAUCGGGGAGGCCGUGAGCGGGACAGCUCGGACCACUGCCCUAGAAGGGCCGGAACUGACCAUCCAGAAUACCACAGCCCACAGCCUCCUGGUGGCCUGGCGGAGUGUGCCAGGUGCCACUGGCUACCGUGUGACAUGGCGGGUCCUCAGUGGUGGGCCCACACAGCAGCAGGAGCUGGGCCCUGGGCAGGGUUCAGUGUUGCUGCGUGACUUGGAGCCUGGCAUGGACUAUGAGGUGACCGUGAGCACCCUAUUUGGCCGCAGUGUGGGGCCCGCCACUUCCCUGACGGCUCGCACUGACGCUUCUGUUGAGCAGACCCUGCGCCCGGUCAUCCUGGGCCCCACAUCCAUCCUCCUUUCCUGGAACUUGGUGCCUGAGGCCCGUGGCUACCGGUUGGAAUGGCGGCGUGAGACUGGCUUGGAGCCACCGCAGAAGGUGGUGCUGCCCUCUGAUGUGACCCGCUACCAGUUGGAUGGGCUGCAGCCGGGCACUGAGUACCGCCUCACACUCUACACUCUGCUGGAGGGCCGCGAGGUGGCCACUCCUGCAACUGUGGUUCCCACUGGACCAGAGCUGCCUGUGAGCCCUGUAACAGACCUGCAAGCCACCGAGCUGCCUGGGCAGCGGGUGCGAGUGUCCUGGAGCCCAGUCCCUGGUGCCACCCAGUACCGCAUCAUUGUGCGCAGCACCCAGGGGGUUGAGCGGACCCUGGUGCUUCCUGGGAGUCAGACAGCAUUCGACUUGGAUGACGUUCAGGCUGGGCUUAGCUACACUGUGCGGGUGUCUGCUCGAGUGGGUCCCCGUGAGGGCAGUGCCAGUGUCCUCACUGUCCGCCGGGAGCCGGAAACUCCACUUGCUGUUCCAGGGCUGCGGGUUGUGGUGUCAGAUGCAACGCGAGUGAGGGUGGCCUGGGGACCUGUCCCUGGAGCCAGUGGAUUUCGGAUUAGCUGGAGCACAGGCAGUGGUCCGGAGUCCAGCCAGACACUGCCCCCAGACUCUACUGCCACAGACAUCACAGGGCUGCAGCCUGGAACCACCUACCAGGUGGCUGUGUCGGUACUGCGAGGCAGAGAGGAGGGCCCUGCUGCAGUCAUCGUGGCUCGAACGGACCCACUGGGCCCAGUGAGGACAGUCCAUGUGACUCAGGCCGGCAGCUCAUCUGUCACCAUUACCUGGACCAGGGUUCCUGGCGCCACAGGAUACAGGGUUUCCUGGCACUCAGCCCACGGCCCAGAGAAAUCCCAGUUGGUUUCUGGGGAGGCCACGGUGGCUGAGCUGGAUGGACUGGAGCCAGAUACUGAGUAUACAGUGCAUGUGAGGGCCCAUGUGGCUGGCAUGGAUGGGCCCCCUGCCUCUGUGGUUGUGAGGACUGCCCCUGAGCCUGUGGGUCGUGUGUCGAGGCUGCAGAUCCUCAAUGCUUCCAGCGAUGUUCUACGGAUCACCUGGGUAGGGGUCACUGGAGCCACAGCUUACAGACUGGCCUGGGGCCGGAGUGAAGGCGGCCCCAUGAGACACCAGAUACUCCCAGGAAACACAGACUCUGCAGAGAUCCGGGGUCUCGAAGGUGGAGUCAGCUACUCAGUGCGAGUGACUGCACUUGUCGGGGACCGCGAGGGCACACCUGUCUCCAUUGUUGUCACCACGCCGCCUGAGGCUCCGCCAGCCCUGGGGACGCUUCACGUGGUGCAGCGCGGGGAGCACUCGCUGAGGCUGCGCUGGGAGCCGGUGCCCAGAGCACAGGGCUUCCUUCUGCACUGGCAACCUGAGGGUGGCCAGGAACAGUCCCGGGUCCUGGGGCCCGAGCUCAGCAGCUAUCACCUGGAUGGGCUGGAGCCAGCGACACAGUACCGCGUGAGGCUGAGUGUCCUAGGGCCGGCUGGAGAAGGGCCCUCUGCAGAGGUGACUGCGCGCACUGAGUCACCUCGUGUUCCAAGCAUUGAACUACGUGUGGUGGACACCUCGAUCGACUCGGUGACUUUGGCCUGGACUCCAGUGUCCAGGGCAUCCAGCUACAUCCUAUCCUGGUGGCCACUCAGAGGCCCUGGCCAGGAAGUGCCUGGGUCCCCGCAGACACUUCCAGGGAUCUCAAGCUCCCAGCGGGUGACAGGGCUAGAGCCUGGCGUCUCUUACAUCUUCUCCCUGACGCCUGUCCUGGAUGGUGUGCGGGGUCCUGAGGCAUCUGUCACACAGACGCCAGUGUGCCCCCGUGGCCUGGCGGAUGUGGUGUUCCUACCACAUGCCACUCAAGACAAUGCUCACCGUGCGGAGGCUACGAGGAGGGUCCUGGAGCGUCUGGUGUUGGCACUUGGGCCUCUUGGGCCACAGGCAGUUCAGGUUGGCCUGCUGUCUUACAGUCAUCGGCCCUCCCCACUGUUCCCACUGAAUGGCUCCCAUGACCUUGGCAUUAUCUUGCAAAGGAUCCGUGACAUGCCCUACAUGGACCCAAGUGGGAACAACCUGGGCACAGCCGUGGUCACAGCUCACAGAUACAUGUUGGCACCAGAUGCUCCUGGGCGCCGCCAGCACGUACCAGGGGUGAUGGUUCUGCUAGUGGAUGAACCCUUGAGAGGUGACAUAUUCAGCCCCAUCCGUGAGGCCCAGGCUGCUGGGCUUAAUGUGGUGAUGUUGGGAAUGGCUGGAGCGGACCCAGAGCAGCUGCGUCGCUUGGCACCGGGUAUGGACUCUGUCCAGACCUUCUUCGCCGUGGAUGAUGGGCCAAGCCUGGACCAGGCAGUCAGUGGUCUGGCCACAGCCCUGUGUCAGGCAUCCUUCACUACUCAGCCCCGGCCAGAGCCCUGCCCAGUGUAUUGUCCAAAGGGCCAGAAGGGGGAACCUGGAGAGAUGGGCCUGAGAGGACAAGUUGGGCCUCCUGGCGACCCUGGCCUCCCGGGCAGGACCGGUGCUCCCGGCCCCCAGGGGCCCCCUGGAAGUGCCACUGCCAAGGGCGAGAGGGGCUUCCCUGGAGCAGAUGGGCGUCCAGGCAGCCCUGGCCGCCCCGGGAAUCCUGGGACCCCUGGAGCCCCUGGCCUAAAGGGCUCUCCAGGGUUGCCUGGCCCUCGUGGGGACCCGGGAGAGCAAGGACCUCGAGGCCCAAAGGGGGAGCCGGGGGCUCCCGGACAAGUCAUCGGAGGUGAAGGACCUGGGCUUCCUGGGCGGAAAGGGGACCCUGGACCAUCGGGCCCCCCUGGACCUCGUGGACCAUUGGGGGACCCAGGACCCCGUGGCCCCCCAGGGCUUCCUGGAACAGCCAUGAAGGGUGACAAAGGCGAUCGUGGGGAGCGGGGUCCCCCUGGACCAGGUGAAGGUGGCAUUGCUCCUGGGGAGCCUGGGCUGCCGGGUCUUCCCGGAAGCCCUGGACCCCAAGGCCCCGUUGGCCCCCCUGGAAAGAAAGGAGAAAAAGGUGACUCUGAGGAUGGAGCUCCAGGCCUCCCAGGACAACCUGGGUCUCCGGGUGAGCAGGGCCCACGGGGACCUCCUGGAGCUAUUGGCCCCAAAGGUGACCGGGGCUUUCCAGGGCCCCUGGGUGAGGCUGGAGAGAAGGGCGAACGUGGACCCCCAGGCCCAGCGGGAUCCCGGGGGCUGCCAGGGGUUGCUGGACGUCCUGGAGCCAAGGGUCCUGAAGGGCCACCAGGACCCACUGGCCGCCAAGGAGAGAAGGGGGAGCCUGGUCGCCCUGGGGACCCUGCAGUGGUGGGACCUGCUGUUGCUGGACCCAAAGGAGAAAAGGGAGAUGUGGGGCCCGCUGGGCCCAGAGGAGCUACCGGAGUCCAAGGGGAACGGGGCCCACCCGGCUUGGUUCUUCCUGGAGACCCUGGCCCCAAGGGAGACCCUGGAGACCGGGGUCCCAUUGGCCUUACUGGCAGAGCAGGACCCCCAGGUGACUCAGGGCCUCCUGGAGAGAAGGGAGACCCUGGGCGGCCUGGCCCCCCAGGACCUGUUGGCCCCCGAGGACGAGAUGGUGAAGUUGGAGAGAAAGGUGACGAGGGUCCUCCGGGUGACCCGGGUUUGCCUGGAAAAGCAGGCGAGCGUGGCCUUCGGGGGGCACCUGGAGUUCGGGGGCCUGUGGGUGAAAAGGGAGACCAGGGAGAUCCUGGAGAGGAUGGACGAAAUGGCAGCCCUGGAUCAUCUGGACCCAAGGGUGACCGUGGGGAGCCGGGUCCCCCAGGACCCCCGGGACGGCUGGUAGACACAGGACCUGGAGCCAGAGAGAAGGGAGAGCCUGGGGACCGCGGACAAGAGGGUCCUCGAGGGCCCAAGGGUGAUCCUGGCCUCCCUGGAGCCCCUGGGGAAAGGGGCAUUGAAGGGCUUCGGGGACCCCCAGGCCCACAGGGGGACCCAGGUGUCCGAGGCCCAGCAGGAGAAAAGGGUGACCGGGGUCCCCCUGGGCUGGAUGGCCGGAGCGGACUGGAUGGGAAACCAGGAGCCCCUGGGCCCUCUGGGCCGAAUGGUGCUGCAGGCAAAGCUGGGGACCCAGGGAGAGACGGGCUUCCAGGCCUCCGUGGAGAACAGGGCCUCUCUGGCCCCUCUGGUCCCCCUGGAUUACCGGGAAAGCCAGGCGAGGAUGGCAAACCUGGCCUGAAUGGAAAAAACGGAGAACCUGGGGACCCUGGAGAAGACGGGAGGAAGGGAGAGAAAGGAGAUUCAGGCGCCUCUGGGAGAGAAGGUCGUGAUGGCCCCAAGGGUGAGCGUGGAGCUCCUGGUAUCCUUGGACCCCAGGGGCCUCCAGGCCUCCCAGGGCCAGUGGGCCCUCCUGGCCAGGGUUUUCCUGGUGUCCCAGGAGGCACGGGCCCCAAGGGUGACCGUGGGGAGACUGGAUCCAAAGGGGAGCAGGGCCUCCCUGGAGAGCGUGGCCUGCGAGGAGAGCCUGGAAGUGUGCCGAAUGUGGAUCGGUUGCUGGAAACUGCUGGCAUCAAGGCGUCUGCCCUGCGGGAGAUCGUGGAGACCUGGGAUGAGAGCUCUGGUAGCUUCCUGCCUGUGCCCGAACGGCGUCGAGGCCCCAAGGGGGACUCAGGCGAACAGGGCCCCCCAGGCAAGGAGGGCCCCAUCGGCUUUCCUGGAGAACGCGGGCUGAAGGGCGACCGUGGAGACCCUGGCCCUCAGGGGCCACCUGGUCUGGCCCUUGGGGAGAGGGGCCCCCCCGGACCUUCCGGCCUUGCCGGGGAGCCUGGAAAGCCUGGUAUUCCCGGGCUCCCAGGCAGGGCUGGGGGUGUGGGAGAGGCAGGAAGGCCAGGAGAGAGGGGAGAACGGGGAGAGAAAGGAGAACGUGGAGAACAGGGCAGAGAUGGCCCUCCUGGACUCCCUGGAACCCCUGGGCCCCCCGGACCCCCUGGCCCCAAGGUGUCUGUGGAUGAGCCAGGUCCUGGACUCUCUGGAGAACAGGGACCCCCUGGACUCAAGGGUGCUAAGGGGGAGCCGGGCAGCGAUGGUGACCAAGGUCCCAAAGGAGACAGGGGUGUGCCAGGCAUCAAAGGAGACCGGGGAGAGCCUGGACCGAGGGGUCAGGACGGCAACCCGGGUCUACCAGGAGAGCGUGGUGUGGCUGGGCCUGAAGGGAAGCCGGGUCUGCAGGGUCCAAGAGGCCCCCCUGGCCCAGUGGGUGGUCAUGGAGACCCUGGACCACCUGGUGCCCCGGGUCUUGCUGGCCCUGCAGGACCCCAAGGACCUUCUGGCCUGAAGGGGGAGCCUGGAGAGACAGGACCUCCAGGACGGGGCCUGACUGGACCUACUGGAGCUGUGGGACUUCCUGGACCCCCCGGCCCUUCAGGCCUUGUGGGUCCACAGGGGUCUCCAGGUUUGCCUGGACAAGUGGGGGAGACAGGGAAGCCGGGAGCCCCAGGUCGAGAUGGUGCCAGUGGAAAAGAUGGAGACAGAGGGAGCCCUGGUGUGCCAGGGUCACCAGGUCUGCCCGGCCCUGUCGGACCUAAAGGAGAACCUGGCCCCACGGGGGCCCCUGGACAGGCUGUGGUCGGGCUCCCUGGAGCAAAGGGAGAGAAGGGAGCCCCUGGAGGCCUUGCUGGAGACCUGGUGGGUGAGCCGGGAGCCAAAGGUGACCGAGGACUGCCAGGGCCGCGAGGCGAGAAGGGUGAAGCUGGCCGUGCAGGGGAGCCCGGAGACCCUGGGGAAGAUGGUCAGAAAGGGGCUCCAGGACCCAAAGGUUUCAAGGGUGACCCAGGAGUCGGGGUCCCGGGCUCCCCUGGGCCUCCUGGCCCUCCAGGUGUGAAGGGAGAUCUGGGCCUCCCUGGCCCCCCCGGUGCUCCUGGUGUUGUUGGGUUCCCGGGUCAGACAGGCCCUCGAGGAGAGAUGGGUCAGCCAGGCCCUAGUGGAGAGCGGGGUCUGGCAGGCCCCCCAGGGAGAGAAGGAAUCCCAGGCCCCCUGGGGCCACCUGGACCACCGGGGUCAGUGGGACCACCUGGGGCCUCUGGACUCAAAGGAGACAAGGGAGACCCUGGAGCAGGGCUGCCUGGGCCCCGAGGCGAGCGUGGGGAGCCAGGCAUCCGGGGUGAAGAUGGCCGCCCCGGCCAGGAGGGACCCCGAGGACUCACGGGGCCCCCUGGCAGCAGGGGAGAGCGUGGGGAGAAGGGUGAUGUUGGGAGUGCAGGACUAAAGGGUGACAAGGGAGACUCGGCCGUGAUCCUGGGGCCUCCAGGGCCACGGGGUGCCAAGGGGGACAUGGGUGAACGAGGGCCUCGGGGCUUGGAUGGUGACAAAGGACCUCGGGGAGACAAUGGGGACCCUGGUGACAAGGGCAGCAAGGGAGAGCCUGGUGACAAGGGCUCAGCCGGGUUGCCAGGACUGCGUGGACUCCCGGGACCCCAGGGUCAACCUGGUGCAGCAGGGAUCCCUGGUGACCCGGGAUCCCCAGGAAAGGAUGGAGUGCCUGGUAUCCGAGGAGAAAAAGGAGACGUUGGCUUCAUGGGUCCCCGGGGCCUCAAGGGUGAACGGGGAGUGAAGGGAGCCUGUGGCCUUGAUGGAGAGAAGGGAGACAAGGGAGAAGCUGGUCCCCCAGGCCGCCCCGGGCUGGCAGGACACAAAGGAGAGAUGGGGGAGCCUGGUGUGCCGGGCCAGUCGGGGGCCCCUGGCAAGGAGGGCCUGAUCGGUCCCAAGGGUGACCGAGGCUUUGACGGGCAGCCAGGCCCCAAGGGUGACCAGGGCGAGAAAGGGGAGCGGGGAACCCCAGGAAUUAGGGGCUUCCCAGGCCCCAGUGGAAAUGAUGGCUCUGCUGGUCCCCCAGGGCCACCUGGCAGUGUUGGUCCCAGAGGCCCCGAAGGACUUCAGGGCCAGAAGGGUGAGCGAGGUCCCCCUGGAGAGAGAGUGGUGGGGGAUCCUGGGGCCCCUGGAGCUCCUGGCGAGAGAGGGGAGCAGGGGCGGCCAGGGCCUGCUGGUCCUCGAGGCGAGAAGGGAGAAGCUGCACUGACGGAGGAUGACAUCCGGGGCUUUGUGCGCCAAGAGAUGAGUCAGCACUGUGCCUGCCAGGGCCAGUUCAUCGCAUCUGGAUCACGACCCCUCCCUAGUUAUGCUGCAGACACUGCCGGCUCCCAGCUCCAUGCUGUGCCUGUGCUCCGCGUCUCUCAUGCAGAGGAGGAAGAGCGGGUACCCCCUGAGGAUGAUGAGUACUCUGAAUACUCCAAGUAUUCCGUGGAGGAGUACCAGGACCCUGAAGCUCCUUGGGAUAGUGAUGACCCCUGUUCCCUGCCACUGGAUGAGGGCUCCUGCACUGCCUACACCCUGCGCUGGUACCAUCGGGCUGUGACAGGCAGCACAGAGGCCUGUCACCCUUUUGUCUAUGGUGGCUGUGGAGGGAAUGCCAACCGUUUUGGGACCCGUGAGGCCUGCGAGCGCCGCUGCCCACCCCGGGUGGUCCAGAGCCAGGGGACAGGUACUGCCCAGGACUGAGGCCCAGAUAAUGAGCUGAGAUUCAGCGUCCCCUGGAGGAGUCGGGGACUCAGCAGAACCCCACUGUCCCUCCCCUUGGUGCUAGAGGCUUGUGUGCAUGUGAGCGUGCGUGUGCACGUCCGUUAUUUCAAUGACUUGGUCCCGUGGGUCUAGCCUUCCCCCCUGUGGACAAACCCCCAUUGUGGCUCCUGCCACCCUGGCAGAUGACUCACUGUGGGGGGUGGCUGUGGGCAGUGAGCGGAUGUGACUGGUGUCUGACCCGCCCCUUGACCCAAGCCUGUGAUGACAUGGUGCUGAUUCUGGGGGGCAUUAAAGCUGCUGUUUUAAAAGG
Messenger RNA from Pan troglodytes (chimpanzee), 12485 nucleotides. It is a transcript of the gene COL7A1, whose product is annotated as collagen type VII alpha 1 chain. Lineage: Eukaryota; Metazoa; Chordata; Mammalia; Primates; Hominidae. The record is from RefSeq and is a predicted model, not a curated record. The transcript is spliced from 120 exons. Bases 3320 to 12154 code for a protein of 2944 amino acids. Gene Ontology annotation, molecular function: extracellular matrix structural constituent conferring tensile strength; serine-type endopeptidase inhibitor activity; protein binding. Gene Ontology annotation, biological process: extracellular matrix organization.